Diospyros lotus (date-plum) is the source of this 2573-nucleotide messenger RNA. RefSeq names its product ABC transporter G family member 15-like. NCBI's taxonomy places the organism in Eukaryota, Viridiplantae, Streptophyta, Magnoliopsida, Ericales, Ebenaceae. The transcript has 9 exons. The record is from RefSeq and is a predicted model, not a curated record. The coding region runs from base 319 to 2469 and encodes 716 amino acids. Gene Ontology annotation, molecular function: ATP binding; ATP hydrolysis activity; ABC-type transporter activity. Gene Ontology annotation, cellular component: membrane.
CCUAGCAAUGCCUCUGCUCUAUCAUUAACCAUUGUCAAAUGAUGUGACGGUGACCUACUCUCAAUCUAGGUGGGCAGUUAAAAUGCAAAAAAGCACCGUCGGGCUGUGCUUGCUCAGGCUGCUCUCUUAAUUGGUUGCUGUUGGUGGCAACAUUUAAGCAGGUUUGGUGAAAAUAGUUACUGCUUGUGAAACUUACAGUUUAUCACCCAAAUCAAAAAGGUGUCCUCUCAACCGUGCUCUCUGGCCAACGAUAAAUACUGGGAACGUUUUAUAUAGUGCCUGAAACUGCAGAGCUAGCAAGCAAGCAGGACUGGGAAAAUGGAGAUAGGGUUAGCAAAUUGUGAUGAUGAUGAGAGGGGGGUUGGUAGUGGUGGUGGUGGUGGUGAUGAUGGUGGGAGUGGUGGUGAUGGUGAUGGUGGGGGUGGUGGGGUGAUGGAUCUGGAGAAGGGAUCAAGGAGCGGUGGCGGUGGAGGAGCGGUGAUGAUGUUCUUGGCUUGGGAGGAUCUGACGGUGCUGCUCCCACCCUUUGGGAAUAGACCCACGAAGAGGCUGCUCAAUGGGGUUACUGGGUAUGCUCAACCUGGGAGGAUCAUGGCUAUCAUGGGUCCUUCUGGUUCCGGCAAGUCCACUCUUCUCAACUCUUUAGCAGGGAGGCUCUCGGGAAAGGUCAUCAUGACUGGCAAUGUUCUUCUCAAUGGAAGGAAGAAGAGGCUGGACUACGGGGUGGCUGCUUAUGUUACUCAAGAGGAUGAAUUGCUGGGAACGCUGACAGUAAGAGAAACCAUCGCAUACUCGGCUCGCCUGCGGCUGCCGGCCGGCAUGAGUCGAGAAGAGGUAAACGAAACCGUCGAGGGAACGAUCCAGGAGAUGGGUCUUCUCGAAUGCGCCGAUACCCUGAUCGGAAACUGGCAUCUGAGAGGCAUCAGCGGCGGGGAGAAGAAGCGGCUCAGCAUCGCGCUGCAAAUCCUGAUGCGGCCACGCCUCCUGUUUCUCGACGAGCCCACCACCGGGCUCGACAGUGCCGCCGCGUUUUUCGUGGCCCAGAUUCUGCGGAACGUCGCCCGUUACGGCCGGACGGUCAUCGCUUCCGUUCACCAGCCGGGCAGCGAGGUCUUCGCUCUGUUCGACGACCUUUGCUUGAUCUCUGGGGGAGAAACGGUUUACUUCGGAGAAGCUAAGUCUGCCACGGAGUUCUUCGCUGAUGCUGGAUAUCCAUGUCCCAAGAGGAGAAGCCCUUCCGACCAUUUCCUUCGCUGCAUAAACUCGGAUUUCGACAACAUCACUGCCGCUCUUAUGGAGUCUGGUAGAAUGACGGAACCACCCAGUCGGCAUGCGGCAACUAAUUCGGCAACAAUGGAGAUGAAGCGCAAGCUGGUUGACAAAUACAAGAAGUCCCCGGAUGCAGCCAGAGCUAGAGCUAGGAUUCAAGAAAUCUCAGCCAUGGAAGGGUGUCUAAUGGAAACUGAAGCUGCAGCUGGAAGCCAGGCAACAUGGUGGAGGCAACUUUCGACAUUGACAAAGCGAUCAUUCGUCAACAUGAGUAGAGACAUCGGAUACUACUGGCUACGGAUAAUCACAUAUAUAAUCGUAUCCAUUUGUGUUGGUACCGUCUUUUUCGACGUCGGCACCAACUACAACGCCAUUCUGGCUCGCGGUUCCUGUGGCGGAUUCAUAUCGGGGUACAUGAUUUUCAUGUCCAUCGGGGGCUUCCCGUCCUUCAUUGAAGAAAUGAAGAUCUUUCGCCUGGAGAGGCUCAAUGGGCAUUACGGAGUCGGCGUGUUCAUUCUCUCCAACUUCCUUUCCUCCUUGCCGUUUUUGAUUUUCAUGUCGUUUAGCAACACAAGCAUUAUUUACUACAUGGUCAAAUUACGGCCUGGCUUCUCUCAUUUCAUCUACUCCGGGCUCGACCUUCUGAGCUCCAUCGCCGUCGUGGAGAGCUGCAUGAUGGUGGUCGCUUCUCUGGUUCCCAAUUUCUUAAUGGGACUUAUCACCGGCGCCGGAAUCACCGGGAUCAUGAUGAUGACGGCAGGGUUCUUUCGGUUCUUCCCCGAUCUCCCCAAGCCGGUUUGGCGCUACCCGAUUUCAUAUAUCAAUUACAUGGCAUGGGCAUUACAGGGAGGGUACAAGAACGACAUGAUCGGGCUGGAGUUCGAGCCGCCCCGGCCAGGACAGCCGAAGCUGAAGGGCGAGGUGAUCAUCAACACGGUGCUGGGAGUCUCGCUGGAGCAUUCGAAAUGGUGGGAUUUAGCCGCCGUUGUGCUGAUUCUCGUAUGUUACAGGCUGCUCUUCUUCGUCAUUCUGAAGCUCAAGGAGAGAGCCUCGCCGGCGUUCCGACUACUUUAUACGAAGACCACUCUGCAUCGGCUCAGGAAGAGGGCAUCGUUCAGGAAAACGCCGUCGUUUCCUUCAAAGAGACAGCAAGUCAUGCAUUCGCUAUCUUCUCAAGAGGGCCUUAGCUCUCCCAUUUAGAGCCAUCAGCCCCUCACAUCCACACCCCAAACUAUAUACAUUUCUCCUUGUCAUUAAUAUAUGAUUUUUUAAAUAAUUAUCCAAUACUUUAAAUAGAUUGUGUA